This is a messenger RNA of Blastocystis hominis, 594 nucleotides long. RefSeq lists its product as hypothetical. The record is from RefSeq and is a predicted model, not a curated record. Bases 1 to 585 code for a protein of 194 amino acids. NCBI's taxonomy places the organism in Eukaryota, Bigyra, Opalinata, Blastocystidae. Gene Ontology annotation, cellular component: Golgi apparatus. The transcript is spliced from 3 exons.
AUGGAGAAAACUACAAACCGAGGUCGUGGACCACUGGAAUCGGGUCUUCGGCCACCUUCACGUGGAGACAGCUACUCGCCCAUCACCAUGGGCAUGUUUGCAACGAGCAAAUUCUGGUGGAGCAAAGGGCAGAUGGAUCCUGGAAUGGGGCGUUGGGGCUUAGAAAACAUUGAAAUCUCGCUGCGCACUUGGCUUUGCGGCGGUCGGAUUGUUGUAGCGAAGGAUAGUUACGUGGCGCACUUGUUUCGGACUCGCUUCGCCUACAAAGUGAACAAUAAUGAUAUCAUUCGAAAUAAACUGCGCGUAGCAAUGGUUUGGUUCGACAAGGAGUCGCAGCAACGUUUUUUCAAUGCCAGCAAAACCAAGCUGAAGAAUGGAAAGCCUGUCAUGAAUUAUGGUGAUAUCUCGGAUCGUCUUGCUCUGAAGAAGGAACUGAAUUGCAAGCCGUUCUCGUGGUAUACCGAGUUUUUCCAAGGAAGAGCGCCGUGUGGUAAACGGGAACGUUGUGGAAAAGGCAACACGAUCAACCUAAAGGAUAUUAAAAACUUUGAUAUGAAGAAAGCUUUUUAUGAAAAGGAUUGGUGAGUUUUCACA